Molecule: messenger RNA, 1824 nt
Organism: Penicillium odoratum
Lineage: Eukaryota; Fungi; Ascomycota; Eurotiomycetes; Eurotiales; Aspergillaceae
Product: dihydroxyacetone kinase
Exons: 3
Coding region: 1-1824 (607 amino acids)
Biological process (GO): glycerol catabolic process
Cellular component (GO): cytosol
Molecular function (GO): glycerone kinase activity; ATP binding
Source: RefSeq, a predicted model, not a curated record
AUGAAGUCCAAGGCCUUCUUCAGUGACCCGACUAGCAUCGUUGACCAUAUGUGCAAGUCGUUGGCUCAACAGAACCCAAGUCUCCGAUACGAUUCCACCAACAAGGUACUCUAUCGUCCAACAAACCACAAUAGUACAAAAGUGAGCAUCAUCAGUGGCGGUGGCUCGGGUCAUGAGCCAGCCCACGCAGGAUACGUCGGCGAAGGCAUGCUCGACGCAGCAGUGUGCGGGAAAGUAUUUGCUUCGCCAAACUUUGAUCAAAUCAUUUCGGCCUUUGAUCGAGUUGCCACUCCCGGAGGGAUUCUCGUCAUUGUCAAGAACUAUACUGGCGAUAAGCUUAAUUUCGGCCUUGCCACCGAGACAUACCAAGCACAGACAGGAGUUCCGACCCACAUUGUGACCGUAGCAGAUGAUGUCUCAGUGCCGCACUCUCGGGGAAAGUUAGUCGGUCGCCGCGGUUUAGCUGGUGCGGUGUUGAUUCACAAAGUCAGUGGUGCAGCAGCAGCCAGCGGAUUGAGUCUGUCCGAUGUCGCGAAGGUUGCUCAGCAUGUGUCCGACAACAUGGCCACAAUUGGUUGUUCGUUGGACUACGCCAACCUCCCUGGCGGUGUUGACUUGCCUUCUAUCCCGGAGAAUACCAUCGAGCUGGGAAUGGGUAUCCACAACGAGCCCGGGGCGCAACGAAUCUCCCCCCAGCCCACAAUUGAGAAGCUGGUGAGCCAGAUGUGCAGGCUCUUGUUGAACGAGAGCGACCCAGAGCAUGGAUUCCUGAAAUUCCACGGCAUCCCUCACAAUAAAGCAGAGCUGGCACUGAUGGUGAACGACUUGGGCGGUCUUUCCGUGCUUGAGCUACAGGCGAUUGCGAAUGUUGUGCUAGAGUGUCUGAAAGAAGAGUACGACAUUAAGCCGGUCCGGAUAUACGUCAAUACAUACUUGACAGCCCUCGAUGCACCGGGAUUUAGCAUUACGAUUGCCAACCUAUCGCCACAAUUGUUUUCAUCGGACAUCAACCUAAUAUCCCUGAUUGAUGAGCCGGUGAAAUCAAACAGUUGGGCCACAUGCCAGCCCGUGCCUGAGGCCGCCUCGGGAACUCUUACGCCGGAGCAUGAGGAGCGGUCCCGCUCUCCUAAGCUCAAGCAGGACAUCCUAUGUGACAAACGUGUCUUUACUACUAUUCUAAAGAAUAUCCUCUCCCAAGUGACAUUGGAUGAGCCAAGUCUCACAGAAUACGACACUUUAAUGGGAGACGGCGACUGCGGCACUACCCUGCUAGCAGGGGCAACAGCUGCUCAUGCCUUAAUCGACCAAAACGACGAAAGCCUCGGAAAUCUAUCAAAGGGGUUAAUGAAAGUCGCCUCAUCCGUCCGCAGCGGGAUGGGCGGAACAUCAGGAGCUCUAUACGGAAUCUUCCUGAAUUCUUUCGUUUCCGCCGUACAAAAGAACCACGGGGAUUUCAAGAAUGUAAAUAUUCAAUUGUUCGCCAAAAGCGCAACCCAGGCCCUGGAGACGCUAAAGGGAUACACCAAUGCCCGCGAGAACAGCCGGACCCUGAUGGACGCCUUGAUUCCUUUUGUCAAUGAACUGUCAACUGCAGUAUUUACUGAUAAUGAGACUGCGGUGAAUGCAUUGCAAAGAGGACUGAAAGCUGCUCAGGAUGGAGCGGAGGCUACCAAGUGGAUGCAAUCAUCAUUUGGUCGAUCAACCUAUGUGGGUGCUAGUGCUGGCGAUGAGAAUCCUACAAGGGGCAUUCCGGAUCCGGGUGCUUGUGGUAUUGUGGCGAUUAUUACUGGCAUUGUGAAGACAUUCCAGGUUCCUAGUAAUUAA